Messenger RNA from Didymodactylos carnosus, 6579 nucleotides. NCBI's taxonomy places the organism in Eukaryota, Metazoa, Rotifera, Eurotatoria, Philodinida, Philodinidae. The record is from the annotation of a GenBank genome assembly.
AUGGCUGUGCAAAAAGUGAUUUUCCUAAAAGGUGAACCAAAGUCGAUGGUAGAAUAUGUCAAUCCCAUAAUUCAAUUGUUAAAACCAAAACAAGCACAAUUAUUGAAUUUUCGUAUCCUAGAUCAAAAGUCGAAUCAAGUUUCCAGCAUACCUGUCAGUGACUGUCAAUGGGUGGAUGAAAGCUCGACGUCUGGCCGUGGUACAAUUUCGUCUCCAUUAGGAAAAUUCAUCAUUUUAUAUGAUUCUCAAGUACAAAGAUGUAACGAUUUUAUGGCAACUAUCCGUGAAACACUUCUGGAAUCACAUUGUGAUUUAGAAGCUACAUCAACAGUCGAAACCGAUCUUGAGCCUUCGAAAAAUUCGUUUGUUUCGAUGAUAUUGGCAAUUCUUGAUCUAGACACAUCCCAACAGUCAUCAACAAUAGUAGAUGAAUUACUAGAACAUGGUAGACAAAAACUUGCCGAUCAUCGAAACAAAAUUCCGCAACAAGUGUUUGAAACUCAAUUUAACUCUUUAGAUAGUCAACUAUUACAAAUACUGAAAGAGUAUACAUUAAGUCAAUGGCAUUUAUUGUAUAAUAACAAGAACUGGUUUCGUUUAUUUAUUGAAUCACAACGUACUGAAGUACCUGAAAUCUACGAACAGAUCUUGCUACGUCAAGCUGAAUACGGUAAUAAAUAUUUACGAAACUGUACGUAUCUUUCAUUAACAAUACAGUUUCUAUACGAACUAAACGAUGAUAAUAUUGAUGAUUUUGAUGUUAUCUGGAAAGAUUUGACACAAAAUGGGCGACAAGUUCUUGUUAACCACACACAAUACUUAUCUGCUGGAAUGAUACGCGAAGAGAAUUCCGAUCAUAAAACAACUGCAUUAUAUCAAGCUCUUCAUGAAUAUUUUAACAAUCUAUUUGUUCCUUGCUUAAAAGAAAAUAACAUCACUAAUAGAGGAGGCUUUCACGACGAAGCAACGGACACAAUGAUUGAACAUGGAUGGAAUGGGAUUAGUUUACUAGAGAAAUGGAUUAUUCAGCCUAGUUUUCAAGCACUAUCGAAACACGUGGAGAAAAUAAUAAGUCACGAGAAUGAUAGUCUGAAUAGGAUACAUCUAGCGCAAAUUCAACGGAUUCUUCCAUCUAUUCAUCCUAUCCAAUUACAAGAUUUAUUACAAGCCGGUGAGUUUAAGUAUGCCAAUGUAACAUUAAAACAAUUAGUAAAGGACAUUGUCGAUGCAUAUAAAGAAGAAGAAAAUUUUUCAAAGUUGAUCGAAAAUUGCUGCAUACUGAUCAUGUAUUUAUUAAAACGUCAACAGAAUUUAGACACAUUUACCGGUGAAUUGUGUCGUCACUUAUUAAACUUCAAAUCGAAUCAGGAAUCACCUUCUGUUAGUUUACGAAUGUUUAUUCAUAUAUUGCUUCAUAGUGGUGAUAAAUUUCUUCGGCGAAUCAUCAUGUCAUUAUUAUCUAAACGCAAUCCUGUGCCGUUGUUGGAGCCUAAUUUGAACGAUCAUAAACAAAUAGAAUUAAUAUCGGAAAUCAUCCAUGUGUGGGACUAUUCAAGACCAACAAUACUAUCCUUCGGUAUUGGUUCUUCUCAAGGAAAAUCAUCAUUAUUGAAUAAAUUAUUCAUGUGUGAUUUUGAACAAUCGCAACAGCAAAGUAUUUAUUUUCAUCAGUCAAUCGAUGUUGAAUUCGGAUAUAACUCUUUACCAAGACGUUCAUUUAAUAUUGCUGAUGUGCACGGUCAAAUAUCAAUCGAAAAUCUAUCUCGCCUAAUUCCAUUAUUCGAUGGUUUCAUAAUUCAAGUUAAUCAAACAUUUUUUCAACAAAAUACAUCUACUGUUUUGAAAUAUCUUGAUAUCUUGCCUGGUGAGAAAUGGAAAAUAAUUGUCAGUCGUGACGCGCAGAAUAAACAUGUUUCAUAUCCCGUAUCAUCGGUUGUCAAUUAUGUUUUACCAAACAUAAUUGACUCGGGCAAUAGACAAAAUCAGUCGCAUAUCGAAAAUUUGCGAACAGCAGUGUGGCAACAAAUUAGUGACAAGUGUCUCGUCGACACACAACUUGUUGAAGCUAAGCUGCGUCAACUAUGCCAAGUAAAUGAUGAUAUAUCUGACGAUAUUAAUUCCAUGAAACAUUAUUUAAUUCAUUCUUUGAGCCCAGAUGAGUAUACCAAACAGUUCCCGUUGUAUCAACAGUUUGUUAAUAUUUCUACUCUUCGACAAUACAUAGCGAAACUGCAUUUUUAUAAUUCAGCUAGUGACGAAUUAUUCACAAAACAACAAGAACUUUUUCUACUAGAAGCAAAAAUGAAACAAAACAGUGCUCGGUAUGGAGAGAUAUUUGAUACAUUUAUGAAUAUCCUUAAAUCAGACAAUUACAUUAUGCUGCUAGAUCUACUAGGAUUUCAGUUAAAUGCAGUACGAGGUUCAUAUAAAGAAGAAAAAGAGUACGAACGUGCUAAGGUAUUAUCACUCGAAGUUCUGUGGCGAAAUGCUAUUGUUUGUCAAGAGUAUCAUCAAGUGGAUACAGUAAAAUCUCGAAUACGUAUGUGUUAUUACAAUUUUAUUUAUACUGGUUUUCCGUUUGAAAUAAUUGACGGUGAUAAUUUUCAUUUACACAGUUCAUUCCUGUCAGAUGUGUUAACAGGCUUUAAAAUGGAUCGAACAUUAGUGAUUAGUAUCAUUGGACCACAAAACAGCGGUAAAAGUACUCUGUUGAAUUACAUGUUUGGUGCGUUGUUUGAUGUAAGAGAAGGACGUUGUACGCGUGGAGUUUAUGGAUCAUUCAUUAAAUUAAGUACACCGGAUUAUGAUGCUGUUCUCUUAAUUGAUACUGAAGGUUUAUUAGGCAUACAAAAAGAUGAUAAAGAAUAUGACCGUCAACUUGUUCUGUUUUGUCUGGCUGUAUCACACGUUGUUAUUGUUAAUAUGAUUGGCGAAUUAACUGGAACAUUAAAAGACAUGUUAACGUUAUGUGCUGAUUCCCUGAAGCAAUUGGGCGUUAAUAAAGUUCCACAACCGAUUCUCCAUUUUGUUAUUAAUCAAAAGGCCGAUCUCGAUAUGAAACAUCAUACAAUAGCUAUAGAAAAAAUAAUAGCUGAUAUUGAAAAUUUAGAUCUUGGAGAAAUAGUUAAUAUUCGAAAAGAUAUGUUCCAUACGUUGCCAUCAGCAUAUAAAAAAGACUAUCCAUCGAAUGAUACAAAAUUACCCGGUGUCAUUAGAACCGAACUCGAUUUUAUUGAACGUUCGCAAGCACUCUGUGAACAUGUGAUGAGUUCUGCUUGUCAGUCGGCUAAACAGUGUGAUGUGCGGUUCACUAACCCAUGCCAGUGGUUAAGAUUCGCAACGAACGUAUUUGAUACAUUGAAAAAAUUUCCGGACUUGACCUAUUUUAAUGACGUGAGUGAACGGCGGCAAGACAGAGAUAUCCGAGACUACAUCCAAACCCAAAUAAAACAAACAUUUACGACCGAAUGUAAGCAAAGUCUCAUCGAUGAAUCGACGAAUAAGUCCGAACAACAGAUCGAAGAUGAGUUUCAAACCAUCUUUCAAUCCUACAUAGAUAAAUUGAAUUCGAAUUUAGACGCACAAUUGAAAAUCAUAAAAGCUUCUGUGGCAGUUAAAGAUCGGUCGAGAAAUUUUCUGAAAACUCAAAUUUGUGAAACAAAAAUCGCAUGGAAAACAGCCUGUGUUAGAGUGAUUGAUAGACAAAGAAUGGAAUUACUUAUUCAACAAGGUUCUGCUGAACUGAAAGCUCUCAUUGAUGAAAUAAUUAAGGAGGAGCAAGUAUUAACUCCAGAGGCUGCUAAAUUACGAUUUGAUAAUCUUGUUCGGCAUAAAACAGAAGAAAUUAAAGCGAAAUAUGAUCACAACGGAAUCUUUAAACAAUCGAUGAAGUUCGUCUACGGAUAUUACAGCAUAUUUGAAAAAGAGUCGUUGUCAACGUUUCAAGAAAUCAUCCGGUGCGUCGAUGCAAUAAAACUGGGCGCCAAAGGUGCUGAUUUGAGAGAAUGGUUAUGUGAACUCUUUUGUGGUAGAGUUUUCGAACAUGAAACUCUUCUAAAAUCCAAUAGUGAAGACCUGAAUAAAAAUUUUUCUCAUGUAUUCGAAGUAAUGAAAAAUGGGAAUUAUAUGAACAAAACAGCACUGGCUAAUGUUUUUGGAGUAGAAAAAAUGAUGCAGUCAAGUGAAGAAAGAUGUUCGCUACCUGCACAUAAGGACACAUCAACAGCAACACCAUAUAAACAUAAACAAUUAUUACGGCGUCACAAGAUUAAUCAAGUUGCUCCAGAACCGGUUGUACUGGAUCGCAGUACCGCUUCUUCUGCAUCGCUAGAACCGACUGAAUCAUGGUUGAUUGUUGAACUGAAUAAAAAAAAUAUAAAUUUGUUAAAAAAUGUACGAGACAAGUUAUUGGAAAGUGGUAACUGUAUUUCGGAAGAUGAUAUUCUUCCGAUCCCAAAAAUAUUUAAAGGUCUUCUUGAAGCUCUAACACAGUUGGUCAAAUCAGACGAUAAACCAUCGACAGUAGAUAUAGAUCUUAUUCAAAAAAUAGUAAGCUCUGUUAACACAAUAUUUCAUGGCAUUAAUUGUGAAUUGGAACCGCUCGGUUUAUGUCUGUCCAAGCCAGUCAAAUCGUUAUUUCAUGAACAUGUUAUCAUAUUUUUGGCGAAAAUUUAUUACGACGAACAGAUGAAUCAUUUCGAGAGCCUGUUAAUAACAUUAGCUAAAGAAAGAAAAAAUCUUGAAAUGUUUUUUAUACGAAUGGUUGUUCCUAACACUUCGCUCGAUUGUGAGUUUGCUGAAAACUUGAACAACGAACUUCUAAAAGCUUUGAUAAAAAUAUUUGAUAAAAAAGGCGAAAAAGCUAUUAAUGAUGCCAUUCAAAUAAAUAGCGGUUUAUUUAAUCGUGGAAAAAUCCAAAACUUGUGUGAUAUUGAGUUAAUAAAUAAAGAUAAUGACUGGAUUUUUAAUUACAUAACAGAUCCUGACAAAAUAAUAAAAGAUCGAUUCACACAGCUAUGGAGAACUAUUGUAUCAGGCGUAGAUACACAGCUGCAACUGAUUAGAAGCGAACUUCUGAAUACUUUAAACGAGUAUUUUGACCGCUUACAACAACUGUCUGUGGCUUUGCAAACAUGUGGGCCGCCAGCGCAUUUUAUUAAUGAAAGUUUCCAGUUUAUUGGUGGUGGUGAGAGCAAUGUUAAUGACAACUUUAAGAACAAAGGACUUUGUAUGACAUUUUUGCUCUAUACAUAUUUUAGUAAUAGCAUUAACGGAGCUACUGGGUUUACACAUGAAACAAGCAAUAAAAACUAUAUGUUGAAGGAAAAUGUCUUUAAGAUAUUCCAGGAGCAAAUGUUUAAACCUAGUGUACAACUCAUUGAUUUGACAGAACAAAUGAAAAACAUCUAUCUUGUCUGUUCAAUUGACAACCCAUUGGUAUUUCUCAACUCUGUCAUUGCCAAAAGAGAUGAUACCAGAAACACAUUUUCUCAACUUCAGUCACAAUUUAUUGAUGAUUUAAAAACAAGCUCAUAUAUAACAUUGCUGGAUAAAAUAUGCGGGUGCUUUAAUCGAUGUCCAUGUUGUGGUAGACCUUGUGAUGCUGAUCAUACAAGUGUACGGGCUGAGGUCGGAUCAGAAUAUAAUAAACACGUUUGUAGAACCGGACAUCAAUUUCGCGGAAUGGCUGGUUAUAAAUUUGAAAUAACUGAUGAAGCAUCGCUGCUAAUGUGUGAAGAUAUGAAAGACAGUCAACUUUUAAUUAUUAAUGGAAUCAAGAAAACAUGGUCAGAAUUUAAAACUGAGAAUCACGAGUGGGAUUUUGAUACAAUGAUUUUAAACAAUGAUGCGCUAAUGACAUUACGCGGUAAAUAUUCAACUAUUUGGGAGAAAGUAGGACAACAACUAUGUGAGAAAUACCAUAUACUGUACGUUACAAAUAAUAGACGGCCGUCAGCAUUCCAUUAUAUACUACUUUUGGAUGGUUCCGCAUCAAUGAAGGGAAAACCAUGGUCAGAUCUAAUCGAUGGUAUCAAAUCAUUCAUAAAUUUACGUAAAGAAAUUAACCAACAAGAUCGUAUAACAAUCAUUGUAUUCUCGGAUGUAGCACAAACUACUUAUUCAUAUGAAGAAAUGAAAAAUGUUGAUAUUUCACAAAUUAAACAUAUCGGAGGAGGUACAAACUUUGGUUUAGCUUUUGAAACUGUUAUCAGCACAAUGGCCGCUAUAACCAUGAGAGGGAGAGGAAAUUUCCAGAAUCAAAAAACUAUUAUUAUAUUUAUGAGUGAUGGUGAAGGUAGUUAUCCUAAAUGGCCACUAGAAACAUUAGCAACACAAUACCGGGAGGACAUAGAAAAAUUUUGGACAGUCUUUCUCUAUUCUGACAGUCAAAAUCAAUGGAAAGAUCGUCCAAUAUUACCCUCGUCUCUCGGCAAUUUAGCAUUGCCCCCCACUCAACACGAUAUCUCUCCUUAUCAUAAUGUAUUGUCACGAAUCAACAAAAAAAUGAACGGUGAAUUUAAAAACAUCAAACAUUCAACAUACUUAGUUCAAGCUUAUGCUGAAAUUGCUCAAGCAUAA